AACCUGAGGCCUUUCGUUCCUUGUACAUUUAGUAGAAUGCUCUGAAGCUGCACUCAUACCUGGAGAUAUAACCUGGGUUGUUUCCUCAACGUCCGUACUCGUCACGAGAAAAUCUACUUUUGCCAUCGAAUAAAUCACUUUAUCGACCAUCAUGCACCUACUAUCUAUCGCAAUCACUUUCUUGCUGACCCUAGGCGUCAGCGCCAGGCCAGUCAAAGAUACUACAAUCAGUCCUUCGGGAGAACUUCAUUUUACGAAAGAUCCCGUGGAGCCCGAAUUCGUCCCAGAAGAUGCGGCGCUUUUCUUCUUAUGGGACUCUGAAGAAAAGUCCGAAAAGUCGGACACGUCAGCAACAACUUAUUGAGGAUCUAGAGGCAUGAAAAGGUCUAUGGAGUGGGGAAUUCUCUCCGUGGAGAUACAAAACAAUAUUUGCGACCAAAUGCAGAUGGAAAUCUAAAUACACAGUCUUUGGUUCAGUUUGAUCGUUUUCCAUGUUCUAGCCGUUACAAGGUAUGCUUUCUAGGGCGCACCAUCGACCAGAUGUGGUACUUCGGUUUGUCGGAAAACCUUUCGGGCACGUCCAAGUCUCGCUCCUGUAUUGUUGUGAAGGAAUGCUUCUCGUAUAGUCCUUUCCCUUCAGGACUUGCUAUGAGAGUAGUCUGUUGUUGUCAAUAUGCGUAGCUACUACAUUCAAAGGCACACUUACAGCUGC
This is a messenger RNA of Parastagonospora nodorum SN15, 712 nucleotides long. RefSeq lists its product as hypothetical. The coding region runs from base 152 to 364 and encodes 70 amino acids. Lineage: Eukaryota; Fungi; Ascomycota; Dothideomycetes; Pleosporales; Phaeosphaeriaceae. The record is from RefSeq and is a predicted model, not a curated record. The transcript has 2 exons.